Molecule: messenger RNA, 303 nt
Organism: Cylindrotheca closterium
Lineage: Eukaryota; Bacillariophyta; Bacillariophyceae; Bacillariales; Bacillariaceae
Source: the annotation of a GenBank genome assembly
AUGCCGCUGUAUGAGGAAAUCGAGAUCGAGGACAUGGACUAUGAUCCCAAGACAAUGACAUACUCGUAUCCAUGUCCUUGCGGUGAUCGAUUCAAAGUCAGCCUGGAAGAUUUGUGGGAUGGGGAAGAUGUUGCCGAUUGUCAGUCCUGCACCCUAUACAUUGAAGUCAUUUACGAAGAAGUGGAUUUACCACCUCUUCCAGAUGAUUCGGACGAUGAGGAGUCAACCGACAAGGAAAAAACCUUGGCAAAAGAUGUCACCGAGGCGGUUCAAAAGCUCUCUGUGAAUGACAACAAGGCAUGA